Medicago truncatula (barrel medic) is the source of this 1653-nucleotide messenger RNA. RefSeq names its product WAT1-related protein At3g02690, chloroplastic. NCBI's taxonomy places the organism in Eukaryota, Viridiplantae, Streptophyta, Magnoliopsida, Fabales, Fabaceae. Gene Ontology annotation, cellular component: membrane; chloroplast. The transcript is spliced from 6 exons. The record is from RefSeq and is a predicted model, not a curated record. The coding region runs from base 83 to 1285 and encodes 400 amino acids.
CAAGUUUAAUUAAGCACUUGUGGCAGUUAUAACCACCACAAAAAAUCUCAGGCAUCAAACUCCACUCACCUCCGUCGUGGCCAUGCUGUCGCCGUGGUGCUGCUCCACUCCCUUCACCACUGUCACCUUAACCAGCACCACCACCCGCCGCUACUCUUUCACCUCUCACACUCCUCAAUUCCCCUAUUCUUCUCGCUUUUCCAUCACUCCAUCUUAUCUCCAUUUCCGCAUUCCAUGCUCCAACAAAACCACCGGCAAAUCAACAGAAUCCACCGAUCUCGAGUUGGUAGAUUGCGUCGGAACAGGACAAGAUGUGGAGUGUCUCCUAACCGAAGAAGACGAAGGAAAAACAAAAGAUGAAUCAUCAUCGAAGAGACUGUGCCUUGGGGAAGCGUUAUGGGAAGGUGCAGUGUUAAUAUCACCGUUCUUUUUCUGGGGAACUGCAAUGGUGGCGAUGAAAGAAGUGAUUCCUAAUUACGGUCCUUUUUUCGUUGCGUCUUUUCGUUUAAUUCCAGCUGGGUUUCUUCUUGUUGCUUUUGCUGCUUUUAGAGGAAGGGCUUUACCUUCUGGUUUCAAUGCUUGGCUUUCCAUCGCGAUAUUUGCACUUGUCGAUGCUGCUUGCUUUCAGGGUUUUCUUGCUGAAGGGUUGCAGAAGACUUCAGCUGGUUUGGGCAGUGUUAUUAUUGAUUCACAACCUUUGACGGUGGCUGUACUUGCUGCUUUGUUAUUUGGUGAGUCCAUUGGAGUUGUUGGAGCUGCCGGGCUUGUUCUUGGUGUCGUAGGACUUGUGUUACUUGAGUUACCUGCCCUAUCAUUUGACGGGAGCAACUUCUCACUGUGGGGAAGUGGGGAGUGGUGGAUGCUUCUUGCAGCUCAGAGCAUGGCAGUUGGCACUGUCAUGGUUCGGUGGGUCUCCAAGUACUCUGAUCCUAUCAUGGCAACUGGAUGGCAUAUGGUUAUUGGUGGUCUCCCCCUUGUGGCAUUCGCGAUUCUUAACAAUGACCCUGCUGUAAGUGGGAGUCUUAAAGAGUACAGUUCAACGGAUGUAUUGGCACUCCUCUACACAUCCAUUUUUGGAAGUGCUGUUAGCUAUGGUGUGUUCUUUUACAGUGCAACUAAAGGUAGCUUGACAAAGCUCAGUUCACUUACAUUUCUAACCCCAAUGUUUGCCUCAAUUUUCGGGUUUUUGUAUCUUGGUGAGACAUUCUCACCUGUACAGCUUGUUGGGGCUAGUGUUACUGUAGCUGCAAUAUACAUGGUUAACUUCAGAAACACUUCAGAAUGAGUUAUAUAUUAAGUUUUCUACUGGUUCUUUCAACAUAACCCAGCGUUAAAAUUGGCACGAACUCAAUUUCGGAAUGCUAGUGCUUUUGGACAUGGAGAGGAGAGAAGUUUAAGUGAUGUGAUCUUGAGCACUUACUGUCAUACCUUACAGUGUAAAUACAAUUUUGAUCAGUUGUAAAUUCAGGCUUCGAGCCUCUUACUGCACAAAUAGCAGAAAAUUGUAAGUUAAUAUUGUUUCCAUAGAUUACUGUUACGCCAGGUCUGCAUAAGAAUGUAUAGAUUAUGACUUGUGUAUGGCAAGUUUUGUAUAUAGUUGUUGAUCACACGAAUGAAAUAUACAUCUUGGGUUAAAACUAACUUAUUUUUAUA